AUGGCUUCCUCUCUGUUCAUCAAAUGCUACCCUCUUCUUGCCAUACUUCUGCUGAUACACGAAUCUGCUAUAGCCCAAACUGGCUAUAACAAAAAGGAGAAGGAGGCUCUUGAUGCCUUGAAGGCUACUUUCAACAAUGCCUAUCUAAACAAUAACUGGACAGGCAUUCCUUGCUUCUUGAGUGAGACAUCAAAAUGGUAUGGAAUUCAAUGUGACCCCAAUGGCCGCGUCACAGGCAUUGUCUUGGAAAGUAUGGGACUAGUAGGGAACGUCAAAGUUGAUGCAUUCAAAGACUUUACCGAGAUGUCAGUGGUGAGCUUGAAGAACAACACUAUAUGGGGAAAAAUGAUGGAUUUUAGUUCCAACCUGAAGCUGACUCACAUUGAUAUCUCCCGGAAUAUGCUGUUCGGGCCAAUGUCAAGUUCACUUUUGAGUCUUGGGAACUUGGAGUACUUGUUUGUUCAAUAUAAUUGGUUGAGUGGUUUCAUCCCGGAAUUGAAUCAAUCCACACUGAAAGCAGUCGAUCUCUCAAAUAACAAGUUUAAUGGACCAAUCCCAACAACUCGAGCUCUUCAAACAUUUGGCUACAAUUCAUAUUCUGGUAACAAUGACUUGUGUGGAUCACCUUCUCAUGUUCCCUGUGAUGCUGUCAACCCCAAUUCUCAUUUGGAUAGUGAAAGAAAUAAUACCUCUUCUGGUUCUAUUACGAAAUAUCAUACUUCUUUUUCCCGGUUUAAUGCAAUUUUUUAUGGUUUGCUUAUUGUUUGUCUAGUAAUUGCAAUUCUUCUUUCGGCUCUUUAUUACCGGAAAUCUAGGAAGCUAAAAAAGUUGAUAAAGGAAGUGAGAGACACUAGUACUAAACAAAUGAAUGAGGAGAGUAAAGAUGGUGAAAAGAAGGUUGAAGGAGAGGCGGUAAGAUCAGUUGGAGGACUACAAGAGAAAGGGAAGCUCAUAUUCAUUGGGGUUGGGGAUGGAGCAGCUGCAGAGUUUGAACUUGGAGAUCUUUUAAAAGCUUCUGCUGAGGGAUUAGGUAGAGGGAUUUUUGGAAAUAGUUAUAAGGCUAAGAUCAGUGGGAAGGAAGCCGUUGUUGUAAAGAGGAUAAGGGAUCUGAAACCAUUGGUUAAUGAGGAAUUCAACAAGCAGUUGCAGCUGAUUGCCAAUUUGAAACACCCCAACUUGCUGCCUCUUCUUGCUUACUACCACUCCAAGGAUGAAAAAUUGCUCCUAUAUAGAUAUGUUCGAAAUGGGAAUUUGUUUAACCGAUUGUUUGGAGAAAGAGGCCCAAAUCGAAUUCCAUUCACAUGGACCUCAAGACUUUCAGUUGCUCGAGGUGUAGCUCAAGCUGUGGAGUAUCUUCACCUCAAUGCCACAUCCCCUAAUAUCCCGCCUCAUGGAAACUUAAAGUCUUCAAACAUUCUUCUCAAUGAGAAUGACACGGUUCUUGUUUCGGAUUAUGGUUUUGCUUCACUAGUAGCACUUCCCAUUGCAGCUCAACGAAUGGUUUCGUAUAAAGCACCUGAGUAUAAAAGGACCAAAAGAGUUUCUAAAGAGUCUGAUGUGUGGAGCUAUGGCAGCCUUCUUUUAGAGCUCUUGACCGGAAAACUCUCGGUCUGCACUGCUCCACCAGGUGUCAGUGGUGUAGAUCUCUGCGGUUGGGUUCACCGAGCAGUUAGAGAAGAAUGGACAGCUGAGAUUUUUGAUGAGGAACUAUCUGGUGAGCACAGAACUACAAGUAGUGGAAUGCUUAGACUGCUACAAAUUGCAAUGCAGUGCUGUGAUCCAUCCCCAGAGAAACGCCCCAUGAUGAGUGAAGUGGCAAGGGAAGUGGAGAACAUAAGGAUUACUAAUUCAAUAGUCGACUCAGAUGAUUCGAUAGGAUGAUUAGCCACUGUUCCUGCAAGAAUUGUCAGUGAUCAUAAGAGGUAGCUAGUAGUAUGUACUUUAGGAUUGGGAACACU
Molecule: messenger RNA, 1958 nt
Organism: Rosa chinensis
Lineage: Eukaryota; Viridiplantae; Streptophyta; Magnoliopsida; Rosales; Rosaceae
Product: probable inactive receptor kinase At2g26730
Exons: 2
Coding region: 1-1881 (626 amino acids)
Biological process (GO): protein phosphorylation
Molecular function (GO): protein kinase activity; ATP binding
Source: RefSeq, a predicted model, not a curated record